CCUCAGAACUAGGUCAAUCAAUAAAGAAACUAGUAGGGCGCACGCGGCAAGCAGCCCUCUAGAUCUCGGACAACCUUCGGGAGUCCAGUCUCGUCCGUUAAAUUUGUUCCAGUGGCUAUCCUUCGAUCGAAGUCAGCUUUAACUCGUGCAGAUCGUACAAUUUGACUAGUUUAUAUCAACAUGUCGGGUUUUCAUUUUUCCGCGAUAUCGGUGCCGAAAGAUCGAUUCGACGAAGCUAUUGAACAUUUGAGAUUCAAUUUCUUCCCGGAUGAACCGCUCAAUCGCGGCGUGAGGCUUUGCCAGAAAGGUGAGUCGCAUUGUGAGUUGGAGAAUCAUUGUUUAUCAACGCUUAAGCAAGGAUAUUCAAGAAUGCUCAUUACGGAUGAUGGGACGAUAGCCGGACUCGCCUUAAAUGGAACGACGAAAGUAGGGGAACGAGAGGAGGCAGUUCGUCGUUUGGCGGCCCUCGAUGAUGAGAAAUUCAAAAUAAUUUUUGGCCUUCUAUAUCAAGUGAAUGACAAAGUUAACUUAUUCAAUAAAUAUCAGACUGAUGAACUGUUCGAGUGCCGUAUCUUGAGCGUCGAUGAAGAGUUUCGAGGACGUGGACUAGCCAAUAUACUCAUGAGUGAUUCUGUCGAAGUCGCAAGAAAAGCCGGGUUCAAGGUAAUGAAAGCCGAUGCUACGGGUAUAUUUUCGCAGAAGGUGUUCGAGAAACACGGCUUCAAGACUGAAGCAGAAAUUCUUUAUUCCGAAAUAGAUGAGGCAAUACGACCCUCGCCACCACAUUCUGCCCUUAAACUAAUGGUCAAAGUACUCUAUUAAAUUCUUGGAGGUAAUUAAAAAAUGAUGCGUAAAUCCAAUAAUGAUAUAGUAAUGAAAGUUAAAUGUCUCGUCGUUGAAAGUGUGUCAGUAACACUAACAAUCAUUUGAUAAUUCAUAUUGUGAUGUCUGGAUUAGUCGAUGGUUACUGCCCUAGAGAGAUUUAUAUAUUUCUGGAGUAAAUAAAAAUAUGAAUUGUCUUCCGUUAAACGAAAAGGAAAUAGGUGAGGUUGAACAAUAGAUCGACGAGAGGAGAAAGAUAACCCACCAAUUUAUCGAGGAUUCGGCGGGUCCGAAAUGAAUAAAAAUAAAUGAACAGAGAAUAACAGUAAAAUUUUUAUCUACAAAUUCAACAGCUACCGUCCAAGGGUGGCAACGAUCUUUCAUAAAUCCGUACAAAAAAAAAUCACACAUUGCAAAACGAUAUAUACCAGAAAGGGUCCAUUUACAAACAAUGAUAAUAAUAAUUAAAAUAUAAAAUUGAGGAAUUAUACGAACUUAUACAUGAUAUUGAAGUAUUUUUGUUGCCGUCUGUUAUAAACGUUGUUUUGUAAAUCCACGAAUAAAUAGUCAAGUUUAUUAAA
Molecule: messenger RNA, 1403 nt
Organism: Diachasmimorpha longicaudata
Lineage: Eukaryota; Metazoa; Arthropoda; Insecta; Hymenoptera; Braconidae
Exons: 3
Coding region: 181-822 (213 amino acids)
Molecular function (GO): N-acetyltransferase activity
Source: RefSeq, a predicted model, not a curated record